This is a messenger RNA of Scutellospora calospora, 2054 nucleotides long. The record is from the annotation of a GenBank genome assembly. Lineage: Eukaryota; Fungi; Glomeromycota; Glomeromycetes; Diversisporales; Gigasporaceae.
AUGUAUAAAAAAAGUGAAUGGAAAAAGUUCUUUAAUGAAAAAAAUAUUCCUAAAACUGAUGAAAAAAUUAAAAAAUCUGAAUUAGAUUCAUCAUUGGAUAUACUCGAAGAUAUACUUAAUGAUGAUAAAACUACUUUUAAAUCUUUACCUGAAGAUUAUCAAAAAAUAAAAAUAGAUAACUUAAAUGAUAAUUUUUUACCACGUGGUGUGAAACAAAAUGAUCUUAAAAAAGCAAUAUCAGAUAAACGAAAUACCUUUAGAUACAGAAUCAAUGAACCUAAUAAUGAAUUCGAUAAUGAUGGUUUAGAUCCAAAUGAAUAUCAAAAAAUAUUAAAAUCAAUUAAUGAAACUCAAGAAGUAAUAUUUGAUAAAUGGAAAAAUAAAGUUAUACCCGAAUUCCUCAAUGAAUUUUUAGGAAAUUUCUUAAAAAGAAAAGGUGAUGAAAAUCUUAAGGAAAAAAAUCUCGAUAAAUGGUUGAAAGGAGAAGAAAUUGAGCCUGAAAUCUUAAAAAAUGGAAUAAAUGGUUCCAAUGUUAUAGAAGAAGAAAAAAAACUUGACAAAUCAUUAGCUGGAGCAUAUCUAUUACCUUAUGUUUUCAACCUCAUAGAUUUUGAUCCAGAAAAAUUAAAAAACGAUGAUGGUAGUUACAAUCCCAACUAUUUUGCUAAAGUAAAAGAUAGCCCUGAAGGUAAAAUACCUAAUGUAGAUAGUCCUGGAAUCUUACCUAUUUUAACUGGUGGUGGUAAAACAACUAAAUUAGUAAGAUGUUUGUUAACAUGUAUAUUUCCUGGAAAACAUAUUAUCUUAAUCACACCCAAUGAAGAAUUAGCUGCAGAUGCUGAAAAUCAUCACAAUACUUGGUUACAAUAUGUUAGUGGUGUUUCUUAUAAAUGCGUCAUACAUGGAAAAGAAGGAGAAUUACCUUACACAGUUAAAAAUGGUGAACUUGCUUCAUGGAUAAAUGGAAACAAAGAAAACAAAAAAGAAUCAAGUGGUGAAGAUGGUAAAUCGACAUUAUCUAUAUUACAAUUACAUCAUCUAGUUAGAUACAUAGCAUGUGGUAAAGUAAAAAUUAAAGAAUUAAAAGACACUAAAAAAAUUCAUAAUAACUUUGAUAAAGUAUUAAUCGAUAUCAAAGAAAAAUUGAUUGAUAAAGAAAAUACCAUAAUCAUCUUUGAUGAAGCUCAUUUUCCGAAUACAAGUUAUCAAGUUGUGCAACCAUUAAUCAUUAGAAUGGGUUAUAAUGUUUUACUGAUGAGCGCAACAUUUCCCAAAAAAAAUUUCUCUAUAUCAACCUCUAAACCUAGAGAUGUUUAUUCAUUAACUAAAUUUGAUAAUCAAACUAAUUGGGAAAAUGAAAAAACACAAAUAUUCUUCAGAACAACUGCAAAUGUAUAUCCUAGAAAAACAACUGGUGAAGAAGACAAAAAUGCUGAACCAUUACUGAAAUCAGGAUUGACACCAAAACAAUUUGAAAUGUUGGAAAAAAGUGAUAUACCAUUUGUAAUAUUUGAUAGCUCAAAUUCUUCUGCAGUAACUGGUAUCACUGAAGGAAUGCCACCUGGUUCUCUUUUCAUAGCAAAUAUAAACCAUGAAAUGGGAUUCAGUCCUGCUAUUGAUAACGUAAUAUUAACUGGUCAAACACAAUUACAAAAAUUAGAAAAAGGAUCUGGUGCAGGUAGAUGGAUUUAUGAUGAACCCAAAAUUCAAUUCUUAUCAGUUGCUAGCAUGAUUCAACAAAUUGGUCAUGUUGGUCGUCUUACACCUAGGAAAGCUUUCUUAACAACACAAAAACUAAAAGAAUUGACACCUCCUAAAGAUAUAGUAUAUCAUAUAAUAAGUGGGAUAAUGCUUCUCGCAAGUGAAGAACCAAUGAAAGAACUUAAUUCACAAGGUUAUCCAUUCACAGCAUCAACUACAGAUCAUAAAUAUCAAAAUUUAUUAUGGGCAUCCAUAGCACUUCCUUACAAAAAAAAUCGUCCUAUGGAAGCUGUAAUGAUUGGUAUGAAAGCAAACCCUAAAGUAACUGUUAGUAAAAGAGAAUUUUGUCCAAC